GAGGAAGGGGGGCCGUUUUAGCGACGGACCUCCGAGCUGCGGGGGAACGCAUUAGGGUGACCUCUCCGGAUUCGUGAUUUCAGCCCCCUCCCGUCGCCGUGGUUACCGCCUGGAGGGUCGGGGGCGUCGCUGAGCAUCAUGAGUGCGACCUUGGGGAAAGUUUUGUCCCUGGGAAAGGAAUCUGUUUUAAAGCAAGGAUCUGCUUUUUUCAGCCUUUUGUUAAAAUCAUCCAGAAGGAAUCCAAUCUGUUCUGCAGGCGUCGUACAGCAGAAUUUUCAGAGGCACUACAGGUCUCAGCCCACCCACGGCAUUGGCCGGUACAGACAUCUCCUUCCGCCAGAGGAGCCUAAAAAAAGGAAGAAUCAUGUGGAAAUGAAGGAAAUUGACCCUGGCACCGAACAUCAAUAUGGGACCUUGAACAUUGUGCUGACGGGCUACGACGUCUCUCUGGUGGAGCACUACGCUUGCUACGUGCAUCGGCUCUGCAACAAGUUGUCGAUCAGUGUGGUCGAAAGCUAUGCCCUACCCACGAAGACUGAAGAGCUGGUGUUGACCGGGGAACAGGACAACAAACUUCGAGUGGAUGCCGUCCUUACGAGCCACCAGCGUGUCGUCCAGAUUAAACAGCUGGCUGCCACGUUUAGUCCUAUUUUCUUGGAAAUUAUUCAGAAUAACGUGCCCGAAGGAAUCCAUCUAUUAGUGAAAGAGCACACGGAGGAAGACUUCAGGAUCCGAUUGAAGGUCCGCACUGAACUGGAUGAGCUUCGGGCUAAACUGCAGUGAGACGGGCCGAUAGCCGAUUAUGCUUUCCAUCGGUCGAAGCCAUCCUUCCGGACUUCCUCAGCCAGCACGGGUGGGCUUCAGCUCCCACAGUUCUUCAGCCAGGACGGGGUGGACUUCAACUCCCAGAAUUCCCCAGCCAGCAUGGCUGGCUGGGGAAUUCUGGGAGUUAAGAGUCCACCCGUCUUCAACUUGCCCCGGCUGAGAAACCCCAGCUUCUACGUAACUGGGAACAUUAAACAGGUUCUGCAGCUGCA
Molecule: messenger RNA, 1037 nt
Organism: Crotalus tigris (Tiger rattlesnake)
Lineage: Eukaryota; Metazoa; Chordata; Lepidosauria; Squamata; Viperidae
Gene: MRPL48
Product: mitochondrial ribosomal protein L48
Exons: 8
Coding region: 139-783 (214 amino acids)
Cellular component (GO): mitochondrial ribosome
Source: RefSeq, a predicted model, not a curated record